AUGUUGACAGAUAUUUGCUUCAAAUUUGCCCUUGAAAGUCUGAAGAAGUCUAACGGAGAUAUUGAAAAUUCUCUUAGACAGAUUCUUUAUAUUCCCGAUAACAUCUCUAAAAAUGAUUUUGAACUACGAUAUAAGUCUGAGUGCGAUCAAUUAUGUUAUAGAAUUAAUGGACCUUCCUAUAUAUGUAAAACCUACAGCUUAUUUUACAUUAAUGAUAUUCAUAUACUAAGGCAGAAGGCAUUUGAGUUAUUUAUGUCUGGUCAUCAGAUAAUAAAAAACACCAAAUUCGAUCAUGAUACUGGGAAUACAAUAAAUUUUAUCAAUGCCGUUGUUAAAUCCGUAACGCAAGGCUGCAUACGAAAUCUGCUACCACCGAAAAGUAUCGAUAGCAACACUGAUGUACUUCUGAUAAAAUCGAUUUACUUAGAAGGCCAAUUAAAUUUCGAUUCUGAUAUCGAAUCCGACAACAGUAAUUGCAAGAACACUAACAACGACAGAAAUUUUAAGAACAUUUUCGGCAAGUCUGAACAGCUAAACGCAUAUAUCACUGAAUUACCUCUUGAUCAAAAUAACAUAUCAGUAUUCUUUCUCAAUCCAUUACAUUAUUUAGAAUGUGACGAAAAUUGUUCCGUAAAAAAUGAUACAGUUAUCCAAUUAAUAGAACGGCUGCUAACCGAGGAAGGAUGUCAGAUUCUUCGGAAACUGUUGGACGAUGGGGUACAGAAACAAUCUUACAUAUUUCCGACAUUCGAGUUCGAACAAGACAUGCGAAUUUGCGAACUAUUAGAGAUGCUAGGCGUUCGAGACCUUACGCCAUUCGGUAGCGAAGAGGUAGAUCUAUCCGGUGUCGGUAGCCAAUGUUGGACCAGUACAGAUUUAACACAAGAGUGUAACGCUACGCCAGUAUCAGCAGAUAAUCUUGUCCCAGUACUGAAUGACAAACGGGCCGCAUGCGGACCAAUACUGGUUGGAAAACAGGCCAAGCUCUGGCUGCUAGACCGAGUUCUGGCUAACAGCCGGGCCAUACGUGGGCCAAUAUUGGCUGCGAAACAGGCCAAGCUAUGGCAAUGA
Molecule: messenger RNA, 1071 nt
Organism: Mycetomoellerius zeteki
Lineage: Eukaryota; Metazoa; Arthropoda; Insecta; Hymenoptera; Formicidae
Exons: 5
Coding region: 1-1071 (356 amino acids)
Molecular function (GO): serine-type endopeptidase inhibitor activity
Source: RefSeq, a predicted model, not a curated record